This is a messenger RNA of Bipolaris maydis ATCC 48331, 3084 nucleotides long. Its product is annotated as muts domain V-domain-containing protein. Gene Ontology annotation, cellular component: nucleus; mitochondrion. Gene Ontology annotation, biological process: mismatch repair; mitochondrial DNA repair. Lineage: Eukaryota; Fungi; Ascomycota; Dothideomycetes; Pleosporales; Pleosporaceae. Gene Ontology annotation, molecular function: mismatched DNA binding; ATP-dependent DNA damage sensor activity; ATP binding. The record is from RefSeq and is a predicted model, not a curated record.
AUGUCUGGCACGUUCAAAUCUGUUCCCCCAAACCAGGAUUCUGUCGGUUGCUUACAGACCAUACACUGCCAUUGCGGGUCUCGUCCCAAGCUCAACGCGACCCUUCGCGAAACCACGUGCUGCACAGCAUCAUCCCAACGCCGUGGCGCAAAGAGAAAAACUACUUUGCAAUUGGAUGACAUACAACAAGGCCCUAUUCAAUCCCAGGCGCUACUACCCCAGAAUGACGCCGAACCAGAAUACCCUCCGCUAUUGCAGCAAGUGCGCAAUAACAUGCUCAAGUUCAGCCAUUGCGUGCUCCUCACACGCGUCGGAGGCUUCUACGAGCUAUACUUUGAGCAUGCAGACGAGUUUGCGCCCCUGUUAAACAUCAGAAAAACCAGAAGAAAGGCCUUGAAAGGCAGUAAGAAGCCUCCAGUAUCUAUGGCUGGCUUCCCCGCCUACCAGUUGGAUCGUUAUCUCAAAAUUCUUGUCCAGGACCUCAACAAGCAUGUUGCAAUAAGCGACGAGUAUGUCAAUGAUGCACCAACCAAAGCAAAGGGUGAGCCUCAGUACACGAGAAGGGUUUCGCGCAUUGUGACGCCGGGCACCCUGAUUGAUGAGCACUUUAUGGAUCCAUGGGAGAACAACUACCUUCUUAGUAUCCAUGUAGAUCCAGAAGUGCUCAGGAAAGAAACUGCGUUAAAACAGAGCCCUGGCAGUGCAAGCGUUUCCUCAGUUCUCAACCUACCGCGCACUGAGAUUGGACUCGCAUGGAUCGAUCUAUCCAGUGGCGACUUCCUGACCCAGAAUACAGACAUUGCGUCCCUGCCCUCAGUGCUCGCUCGUAUCAAACCGAGGGAGAUUGUAUUGAGCAGUGUCUUCCAAGAGGCUGAUUACUCUGACAUUGUCUCUGCCAUACAACAAGAUGGGCAUACAAUUACUUUCCAAGACCCCCCUAAAAUGCAGUCGACUGUUGACAGCUGGAAACCCAUGCUAGAAGAGAUUGUGGGUGAUUUUGGCAUGGCCGAUUUCACCCUUGGUGAAGUGGCUGCAGGAGGUUCAUUGUUACAUUACGUCAAGCACCAACUGUUUGGUUCACAGACACGGCUUCAGGCUCCGAUAAGACACCAAGCCGAAGACUAUAUGAGCAUCGAUAAGAACAGUCUGAGAGCACUAGAAAUUAGGAGUACUAUUCGUGAUGGAACAUACGAAGGAAGCUUGUUACACACUCUAAAGAAGACGGUCACGAAGAGCGGAACAAGGCUACUUACGCAGCGCCUAUACGAAGCUGCCCCUUCCAUGUCUCUUUCAACCAUCAACGAUAGACUCGAUCUGGUAGAAGAGAUGAUACAGUAUCCACAACUGCGUCAGAACAUUAUUGCACUACUAGAGCAAACGUUCGAUUCUCUUCGGCUGGUUACCAAGUUUACAUACGGCCGUGGGGACGCCGAUGACCUCAUGGAACUUUCAAAAACAAUCAUCACGACCUCUGCCAUCUUCGAUGAGUUGCGGGAACACGUGCAAUUCAGGAAUUCCGUUCCGGUUGACCCAACAAAUGCAGCGUCUGACAACAGACGGAGGUUGUGCAUCUCAAUGCUAGAACGUCGGUUCGAUCUAGGUUUACCAUUGCAGCUUGCACACCGAAUCCAAGAAGCUAUCGACGAGGACAGCUUAUCUGAGUAUCAUCGCAUCGAAAAUGAAGAGGCUGAAGAGAUGUCGGAACUAGCUCAGGACGUGCUGGGUCGAGAGGCUGGCGAAGAAGACUUGAAGAACAUGCCAAAGCGCGUUCAGCCUAAACCUCAUAUGAUAGCAGGGAGCUUCAAGAGCGCCACAGACGGGAGAGAGGAUGUUCACAUCAUGAAACAAAAUGCCAGUAAGACUCUGGAGCGACUGCAUGAGACCUUGGAAACAUUGAGACAGGCUAAAAGCGAACUGGAAAGUAAAUUGCGCAAAGACAUGGGAACUGAGAGCUUGGUGCUGAAAUGGACUCCUAACCUCGCUCAUAUUGCGCAUGUCAAAGGAAAAGACAUGUCCCGAGUGGCGCAUCAUUAUCCAAAGAGCUUGAGUAGCAGCAAGUCCACUCGUUCUUUCCAAAUUCCUGAAUGGACGCAGCUAGGGGCUCAGAUGGACGAGACUCGCUUCCGUAUCCGAGCAGAGGAGCAGCGUGUUCUUAGUGAGCUACGUGAAGGAGUAGUACGAAACCUUGUAAAACUACGGCGGAACGCAGCCGUACUUGAUGAACUGGAUGUUGCAUGUGCCUUUGCCGCCCUUGCCAUCGAGAAAAACUUCAUCCGCCCUAUUCUUGGUGCAAAGCCGUCGCAUCAUAUUAUCGGCGGGCGACAUCCAGUUGUAGAAAGUGGCCUGUAUGAACAAGGACGCAGAUUUGCACCGAACGACUGCCAACUAGGCGAGCAAGAACGUAUAUGGCUGAUCACCGGCCCCAAUAUGGCUGGUAAAAGUACCUAUCUACGACAGAACGCACUCAUCUCCAUCUUGGCGCAAACCGGAUCGUUUGUCCCGGCAGAAUAUGCAGAAAUUGGCUUGGUGGACAAGGUUUUUAGUCGCGUCGGCUCAGCAGACAAUCUUUACCAAGAUCAAUCCACGUUCAUGGUUGAGAUGCUUGAAACAGCCCAAAUCCUCAAGGAGGCUACGCCUCGUUCGUUUGUCAUUAUGGACGAAGUGGGCCGGGGAACAACACCGGAGGAUGGCAUCGCCGUGGGAUAUGCCUGCCUUCAUCAUCUUUACCAUGUCAAUCAAUGCCGGACACUGUUUGCAACCCAUUUUCACGCGCUCACCGAUAUGACUAAGGACUUCGAGAAGCUCGGCUGUUACUGCAACGAUGUACUUGAAGAACCCAACGGGCAGUUCUCUUAUAUACACCGAUUGAGAAAAGGCGUAAAUCGGGAAAGCCAUGCGUUGAAAGUCGCUAGAAUUGCAGGGCUUCCCGAAGAUGCCGUCGCGGUUGCUGCCCAGGUCCUUGAACAGAUCAAGGGUGCAGCCAACGCCGCUACCAAGGAUGCAGCGCCUGCUCAUCGUGAGCAACAUUCAACUACCAUCUCAGAGGCUGCAAUGAGACUGCCCCAACAACAAAUCAGCGCUUAG